Gadus chalcogrammus (walleye pollock) is the source of this 5316-nucleotide messenger RNA. It is a transcript of the gene ulk1b, whose product is annotated as unc-51 like autophagy activating kinase 1. Lineage: Eukaryota; Metazoa; Chordata; Actinopteri; Gadiformes; Gadidae. Gene Ontology annotation, molecular function: ATP binding; protein serine/threonine kinase activity. Bases 553 to 3603 code for a protein of 1016 amino acids. The transcript is spliced from 27 exons. Gene Ontology annotation, cellular component: autophagosome; cytoplasm. The record is from RefSeq and is a predicted model, not a curated record. Gene Ontology annotation, biological process: protein autophosphorylation; axon extension; peptidyl-serine phosphorylation.
UUUCCUACGUCAGAAUACACUGAGCUUUGCGCAUGCGCGCUGAUGUAGGGUCUUUGUUGAACCUCUCCGUGCGCCUACUUCCCUCCAAGCUGAUGUUUUAUUUCUAUCAUCAGAGCGUGUUUUAAUAUAAUUUAUUGCUGCUUCUAUAGCACAACUCGGAAUGUAACAGCAGAAUCGAGUGCCUAUCGCGACAGAAAAGCGACUCCCAUGUAUACAAACAAACGACGAGCUGGUUUUAAGGUGGCGCGUCAACAACAGCUGAACUCUACAACCACCUAGCGUAUUAUUAUUUUCCUUCAUCUCUCCAUCUUUCGCUUCGUGUUGUUUCAUUGGAUCGACGAUGGGGAUCACUGUAGCACUGUGUUAAGUGGGGUCACGCCCGUGUCAUUGCACACGAACAUGAGAGAAGACUGUGGUUUGUUGUCUGGACGGCUGCCCAUGGCAAGCGGAGGAAGGGUGCCACUUUCCUGCUGGUCCUGCUUGAAGGAGGAGACGGGAGCACCAGGCCCGCUGCCAUCUGCCCGUCCCGAGUAGACCUCCAGGGUGUCCGUCAUGGAGACCGUGGGGAAGUUCGAGUUCAGCCGUAAGGACCUAAUCGGACAUGGCGCAUUCGCAGUCGUGUUCAAAGGCAGGCACCGAGAGAAACAUGACUGGGAGGUGGCAGUCAAAUGCAUAAAUAAGAAGAAUCUCUCCAAAUCUCAAACACUAUUGGGGAAAGAGAUCAAAAUACUCAAGGAACUGAAACAUGAGAACAUUGUUGCUUUGCUGGACUUUCAGGAAACGGCCAGCUCAGUGUACCUGGUGAUGGAGUACUGCAACGGCGGGGACCUGGCAGACUAUUUACACUCUAAAGGCACCCUUAGUGAGGACACCAUCCGCGUGUUCCUGCAGCAGAUCGCAGGGGCUAUGCAGGUCCUGCACGGCAAGGGCAUCAUCCACCGGGACCUGAAGCCCCAGAACAUCCUGCUUUCCUACCCGCCGGGGCGCAAAUCCCACUCCAACAACACCUGCAUCAAGAUCGCUGACUUUGGCUUCGCCAGGUACCUCCAGACCAACAUGAUGGCUGCCACUCUCUGUGGAUCUCCCAUGUACAUGGCCCCUGAGGUCAUCAUGUCCCAGCACUACGAUGCCAAAGCGGACCUCUGGAGCAUCGGCACCAUCGUGUUCCAGUGCCUCACUGGCAAGGCCCCCUUCCAGGCCAGCAGCCCUCAGGACCUACGCCUCUUCUACGAAAAGAAUAAGAAUCUCAUCCCAAGCAUCCCCAGAGAAACCUCCAGUCAUCUGAGGGUUCUGCUGCUGGCUCUGCUUCAGCGGAACCACAAGGACCGCAUGGACUUCGAUGAGUUCUUUACUCAUCCGUUCCUCGAGAGCAGCUCCUCUACCAAAAAGACGACUCCAGUCGUCACCAUGACGUGUUUUUCCAGUUCUGCAUCGGCCAGCUCCUGCAGCAGCUCCUCCACCUCCCACCUGGCCUCUCCCCCGCUGUCCCUGGCUGAAGGUCAGCCACCGCGGCCCAAGACUCUGGCCUCUCCUACCCAGGAUGCAGCGGGGUUCCUCAAGGACUCCUCCGGGGGCGCCGGCAGCAGCAAGAACUCGUCUUCGUGCGACACGGACGACUUUGUGAUGGUUCCAGCCCAGUGUCCCAGCGAGGCCGCAGCGUUCCAGGACAGCUUGAUGAACAGUGGCUCUAUGCUGGCCUCGGCUGGACUGUGUGUCCAGGCCAGGACCCCCCCACACUCUCCCUCCUACAGCACAUCCCCCAACCCAGUCAGCAAGCCCAUUGAGUGCUCACCGAGUAACUACGGUGGUCACCAUGGAAACCGCGGCCAGUCAGUGCCUAUCCCCGUUCCCACUCAGGUCCACAACUACCAGCGCAUGGAGGAGAACCUCAGUUCACCCAGGACGGACAUCUCCCCACGCUUGUCCAGCCCGGUCCAUCGCUGCGGCAGUGGAGGGUCGCUUGGCUUCUUCAGGAUGGGACCCCCAUCUCCGUCCAGCCACGGACCCCAUCCCCCCAACAGCAGCACCCCCCGUAGGCAGUCCAUCGGAGGGGCCAAGACUCUCCCUCUCAUCCCUCACGCCUUCCAGUCCACUGAGCCAAAGCCAGCGCCCCAGCAGCCGGAGUCCGGGCUGGGCACGCGGCUCCACAGCGCCCCCUGUCUGCUGGAGUGUGCUGGCGGUGGCGGCGUUAGGCAGAAGGUCAGGAAGCAGCACUCUGACCCUGUGAUGACCCCCCAACCCCUGCACCCCUCCCCCAGGAUCAGCCCCCUCCCCACCAUCCUCGGCUCCCCCUCCAGGACCAUCCCCCCCUUUGAGUUCCUGAACUCCCCCUCUGGCUCCCCCAACCUGGUGACCUUCCUGACCCAGCAGGGCCUGGUUCUGGGCCCCGCCCCGCCGGAGCUCCCAGCGACGGCCCACCGCACGGCCCCCCGGCCCCCAUACCAGGACCCCCGAGGCGUCGGACGGUCCAGCAGUGCUAGCCGUCUCACUGAAAUGCUGCUGAUGGCUGCGUUUGGAGCAGGAGGAGCAGGGGGAGGAGGAGGAGGAGGGGGAGGAGGAGGAGAAGGAGGCGUGGCCGCUGGCGAACCAGGAAACUCGGAGCCCGUGACCUCGGCCAGAGCAAUAGACAUAAAAGCGCCUCCUGGUUGUGGAGGGGCCCCCGGAGGCCCAGCUCAGGUGGUCUUCACUGUGGGCUCCCCGCCCAGCAGCAGCACCCCCCCACAGACCCUCAGACACAGGAAGUACUCAGGCUCCCCCAGCUCCGUCAGUCCGGUGGGCUCCUUCUCUCGCCUCUACGCCCACGCCGGCACCUGCGUGGACGGCCUGCAGGGGUCCUCCUGCCCACGCUACGGCCCGGCCGACCCCAUCGCCGCCAAUAUGGGCGGGCCCGUGUCCUUCGAGGCCCCUGAGCUCCCGGAGGAGACCCUGAUGGAGCAGGAGCACACUGACACCCUGCAGAGCCUGCGCUUCACGCUGGACUUCUGCCGCUGUCUGCUGGAGGUGGCGGGGGCCCGGGGGUCCAGUGAGGCGGACGGGGACCGGGGGUCCGGAGGGGCCCUGGACCGGGGCAACUCCAUCCUCCAACAGCAGAGCCUGGUGGCCGAUCAGAUCAGCUCCUUCAGCAGAGAGUGGAGUUAUGCAGAGCAGCUUGUCCUGUACCUGAAGGCUGCAGAGCUCCUGUCCAGCGCCCUGCACAUGGCCAUGGAGCAGGUGAAGCAGGGCAAGCUGUACCCCUCCACCACCGUCAAGCAAGUGGUGCGGCAUCUGAACGAGCUCUACAAGAGCAGCGUGGGGUCGUGCCGAGGGCUGAGUGGCCGCCUGGAGCACUUCUUCUCCAGGAAGCAUCUCCUCAUGGACCACGUCUCCUGCAUCCGGGCCGAGAGGCUGCUGUUCAGCCACACGGUGCACAUGGUGAAGGCGGCUGCACUCGACGAGAUGUUCCAGCAGGGGGCAUCUUCGGCCAUGCGCUACCACAAGGCCCUGCUGCUGAUGGAGGGCCUGACGCUGCUGCUCACUGAACAGGACGACAUCCUCAGUGUUAGCAAAUGUAAAGAGUGCAUCGAGAGGCGUCUCACAGCUCUGCAGUCGGGGCUCUGCGCUUGAAAUAGAGCGAGACACCCCCGCUAGAGCCUGGAUAUACUGCAUCGUUAGGGUGUCAAUCACCUUACCCUUAGCCCCGCCCCCCUCGCCCUUUCAACCCUGCUGAUUGACAUCCCGGUCCACAAAUAGCUCCCACCAAGUGACAUGCUGUUUUGAGCUCGUCCACCCGCUGAGGCUUCGCAACGCCCCCACAUGUGUCAAGAUGCUGAUGUGUCUCAUCCCCGGACAUCACUUCACAGCGCUGGGACUUAUUAAGUGUCGGUGUUGUUGUGAAGGAGGAGCGUCCGAUUUCUUGAUGGAGGACGGAGCAGACCCCGGUGUGGAGGAGUUUAGCCUUAUCUCACCCGAGCUCGGUUAUUCCUUAUGGAGCUGGCCUAACGACCACGUGGGUUCAUAUAGCCACAGCUAAUCACACCUAGCCAAGUAGGGCCAUAUGCUUAUCCGGCAAAAAUAGAUGUACUAAGGACUCACUUUCACUACAUGCAGAAAAUGCUGUAUUUAAAAGUCCCUUGUCGACAAUAGUGGCAAUGUAACUCUGAGCUUUAGUGUGUGUUUUUAUUUUAAGAUUUAAGUUAUGUACCAGGAGUUUUGUGAGUUUUCACAAUCCAGGAACUAUUCCUGUCCUUUUGUCACUUUAUGGAUCGCUGUAAUUAUCGAUCACUGUAUUUAUGGCUCGCUAUGUUUGCCAUAUCAAAGACUACGUUCAACUUUCUUCCGAGGACUGGACUCAAUAGUGUAUCAGUGAAAAGCCGUUGUACAGGCUCUCUCUAUAGAUGAAAGCUGGAUACGCUGCCUGCAACAGACAGAACCUGGAACAAGGAAUGGAUCACUGUGCAGGAACACACUGAACUGUGUUGGUCAUGCAGGCAAUCACCGUGACUUUAACAGGGAUUCAUGGACGUGUUGCAGCAUGAGCAACGUCUCUAGUACCUUAAGUUGAUUUUGGACGAGUUGAGUUGAAUUGCAUUUCUCUUGCCUGUUGUGAUCUGGUUUUUAUUGGGGGGGGGUGGGGGGUGAUAGCGAGUAUAAUCAGUUAUUGAAUGUCAAGGUUCGUUCAGUGGAGACCACAACCAAAAGGAGUUUAUGGUAAAGGCCUGAGGGCCUGAGUGAGCUGCAGUGUUGAACUGUACUGAAGCAGUGUGUGGACUGAGGUUUGGUGGUAUUUGCUGAACAGUUUUAGCUUGUUUUGUAGAUCGCUAUCUGUAUGGGCUGCAUUUUGUGGAAUUUCAUUUGGUUGCUUCUCAAUAAUAGCGUUUGUAGGUAGAGCCCCUGGUUAAGGUUGGUGUGUGUGUGUGUGUGAGUGUUAAGCUUUUCAACCUUUCGAAAGCGGUUUUAGAAGUUGAUGAAUACAAUUUGAAAAGCAAAAAUGUUGAACACUGAACACAUUUUGAAAAAGGUGUUUUUUAUUGGGUAGCCCAAAGAUGGUCUGCAUUGGAUUUUAAGUGUGAAACGUGUGGAAACCCCUUUUGUGUUUUAUGUAGAAUUUGACCAACGAUGUUCUCCAACAUCCCAGGUGUUGUUAUGAAUGUGGCACCAGCGGUAUGGGUCAAUUCCUGGUUUCCUUCAGAAAGACUUGACGUGAGCGGUAUGCAUGAUGCCAUUGUUGUGGGAGGUGUUGAUGGAUAGUGUGGUGUACACAGAUCUAAAGAAGUGCUGUAUACACAUUAGUCCCAUUUUGAUGAUGCUGUUUGCGUAAGGGGCACUUUUCUUUUAUAC